Molecule: messenger RNA, 2205 nt
Organism: Geodia barretti
Lineage: Eukaryota; Metazoa; Porifera; Demospongiae; Tetractinellida; Geodiidae
Source: the annotation of a GenBank genome assembly
AUGUCUAGCAUCUUUUCCCAGUUGAAAGGGUUCAACAGAGACACUCUAAAGAGUGUAGAAACACGCAUAACCACUGCAGACGGCAAAAAGUUUGUUGAGGGUCAGCGGGACGAGGCAGGGGUAAGAUCAGUGGAGGAGCAAGGGAACAGAGGUCUGGGGUUCUGUCCCGACCUCCAGCCAGAUCUCUCAGUGGGCGUGGCACAGGAGAGGCUGCUGGUUGGCUCUCAAGACGUGGCCCAUCAUCUGGGCACCCUUCGCCACCUGGGAGUCACUCACGUCCUCAAUGUGGCCUGGGGUGUCCCCAAUGCCUUCCCUGAUGUAUUCAACGACCCAGUUCAUGGUAGGAAGAAGGAGCUUGAAAAGGUAUUCAACGACCCAGUUCAUGGUCACAUUGAACUUCAUCCACUGAUGGUAAAGUUCAUUGACACUCCUCAGUUCCAGAGACUUCGCUAUAUCAAGCAACUCGGUGGUGCUUAUUAUGUAUUCCCUGGAGCUUCACACAACCGUUUUGAGCAUUCUAUUGGUGUGGGUUAUCUUGCUGGACAAAUGGUUGAAAGUCUGAAAAGUAAACAACCAGAACUGGGAAUCGAUGAUAAAGAUGUACUGUGCGUCAAAUUGGCCGGCCUUUGUCACGAUCUUGGGCAUGGUCCAUUUUCACAUCUCUUUGAAAAGGCGGUAAAAGGGUUGGGUAUACGUGGUUGGAGGUAAGUUUCUCGUUAGUUUAAUUCGUAUAUUAUAAGCUACUCUAUUGGCAACACAGCAUGAGGAGCAGUCCAUCAAAAUGUUUGAGCAUCUCAUUGCGGAGAAUAACAUAAGAGAAUAUAUGGAAAAAAAGGAGUAUCAUCAGCUAGAAGAAGAGGAUGGUCUAGGAGAAGAGGAUGAGAGGUUCAUAAAGGCAUUGAUUCGAGGGCUUGAAACUGACAAAGUUGCAACUGUCGAAGAGCAUGGAAGAGACCAGUCAAAGAGAUUUCUCUUUGAGAUUGUGGCCAACAAGAGAACUGGAGUAGAUGUUGAUAAAUUUGACUACUUUGCUCGAGAUUGUCACCAUCUUGGUAUACCAAACAGUUUUGACUUCAGGCGAUACAUGAAAUUUGUUCGCGUCAUUGAAGUUCAUGGAGUACUGCAAAUAUGUGCUAGAGACAAGGAAGUGUACAAUGUGUAUGAGAUGUUCCACACUCGCCACAUGCUUCACCUAAGAGCCUGCAAGCACAAAACCUGCAGUAUCGUCGAAGAAAUGAUAAAAGAAGCCUUGAUUAAAGCUAAAGAUCACUUUGUAGUUCCAGGAACAGCAGGGGUGAAAUUAUCUGAAGCAGCUAGUAAUGUAGAAGCAUACACCCUACUUACGGACCAAGUCUUCCAACAAAUAAUGUCGUUUCCUGACCCUGACCCUGACCUUGACCCAGACGGCAAAUUGAAAGAGGCUAAGGCUAUUCUGAAAAGAGUUGAGAAACGACAGCUGUACAAAUUUGUUGGCCAGACACUAAAACACACUGAAGCUGAAGUUAAGAAAAAGUUCUGUAAAAAAAUUCCUUCAGGCCUCACUGAAGAUGACUUCAUUUUCAUGAGUGUUAAAUUUGACUAUGGAAUGGAAGGAGAAAAUCCAAUUGACUGCAUGUACUUUUUCAGAAAAGAUAAACUAACUGAAGCAGAACAAAUUCACAGAGAGCAGGUGUCAAAGAUACUGCCAUCAACAUUUAAGGAUGUACAGAUCCGGGUGUUUUGUAGACAAGGUAACGAUGCCAGUAUCGAAGAAGCUCGGAGUUGGUUUAGGGCUUGCUUUGGUGAUGGGGACACAACCACUGAAGUAGGUUUUUUUAUGGCUGCAAUAUAGCGUAGGACAUUAUUUUGUAUGUGCAUUGGUGUGUGAUGUUAUAAUUUUUUUGUUAGCAGCAACAUCUGGAUACAGGCCCAACUUAAAUAAAGUAAAUGGAAGAAACACAUAGAUUGUAACUUUAGCUACUAGUGUCUAUUAUUAUGCAUCAUGUGUAAAGAAAAUGGAGUAUAUAUAACCUGUUUCUGAAACCUCAUCUCUUUAGAUUGUCCUCUAAAUUGGUGCAUGCAAGUGUACUAUGAAUCAUCUUUGUUAAAUGGCUGAAUGUUAGGUCUGGCUUGAGUCUUUCAGAAGCCAUUUCUCUGGCACUCUGCCUAAGUGUCAUACAACUGGCCAAAGAUUCAGCCCAGGUGGUAGACUUUUUAACAAUGCAU